AUGGAGGUGGCUUCAAUUGUGAAUACACUUCAUAUACAUGAGUUGAAAGGCUUAUCGGAGGAAGAGUGUUGGUCGAUAAUCAGAGCAAAAGCCUUCGGAAAAAAAGAUGUUCCAUCAGAAUUUGAGGCCAUUGGUAGAAAGAUAGCAAGAAGGUGUCAAGGUUUGCCAUUAGCUGCCAACAUAGUUGGAGGAGUGCUACACAAUAAAUCCGAGGAGAAAUGGCGUUUAAUCGAGGAGAAAUGGCUUUCACCAAAUGAAGGUGGAGAUAAUAUCACAAAAAUAUUAAGAUUGAGCUUUGAUAAUUUGUCUCCACCAUUACUUAAGAAGUGCUUUGCUUACUGUGCGAUGUUUCCUAAAGGCUCUGAAAUCAUCAAACAAGAAUUGAUUGAGAUGUGGAUGGCAGAAGGUUUCCUUCAAGCUGAUGGCAGGGAUGACAUGGAGUCCGUGGGCGAAGAAUUUAUCAACGUUCUUCUGCACAACUCUUUAUUGCAAGUUUCAAGGAGAGAUCUUAAUGGAAAUGUAGUAAGUUGUGGGAUGCAUGAUCUUGUGCACGAUCUGGCUUGUUCUGUUUCAAGUUCGUCUAACAGUACAGGUGGUAGCAGCCGAGUUCGAUACAUGCUUCUCGAAGACAACUAUUGUGGAGACGAAUCAAGUCGUAUCCCAAAAGAAAUGGCAAAGUCUUUGCGUACAUUACUAAUAACAUCGGAAGGUGAUAUUUCUGAUAUCAACUUCUCAGACUUGGAAAGUUUGCAUGUUUUACGUCUUGACUCUGAAGUUAAAGAGCUGCCAAGUUCGAUUCAAAAGUUGAUACAUUUGAGAGAUUUAGACAUUUCAAAGACAAGAAUUGAAGUUUUGCCGGAUUGGAUUGGUGAAUUCUUUCACUUGCAGACGUUGAGAGUGGACUCACUAUGGUUGAAGAAACUGCCAAGUACGAUUAAGUACUUGAUUAACUUGAGGCAUCUUUAUAUUAACAAGUGGGUAGAGUUGCCUAUGGGAAUUGGGAGAUUAACUUCUCUCCAAACGCUAGAGUACUUUCCAGUGGGCGACAAGAAUGGCUGCAAAAUUGAAGAGCUCGGAAGUUUGAUUAAUCUUAAAGGAGAGUUACAGAUUUGGAAUCUGGAAAGAGUUCAUGACAAGGAAGAGGCUGGGAAAGCGAAUUUAUUCGAAAAGUCAAAAAUAUUGAACUUGGGUUUGAAAUGGGAUCGAUUUAGAGAAGGUGAAAGAAAUGAUGAGGAUGUAUUGGAAGGCCUCCAGCCUCACUCAGAUCUGAGGGAGUUACAGAUUGAUGGAUUCAAAGGCAGUAGGUUUCCAUUAUGGACUCAGAAGAUGUCAGUUCGAGAUGCGCCUCAAGGCUCUUGGGUGCUACUUAACUACUUAAUUGCCUUAAAACUCUCAUACUGCUUCGAAUGUGAAGAGAUCCCAAUGUUGGGGCACUUGCCCAAUCUCAAGUCCCUUGAGUUGGAAGGAUUGAGCAAUUUGAAGUGUAUAAAUUCAUCAUUCUACGGAAUGGUGAACAAGGACACACGCAUUGUUUUUCCAGCUCUCGAGACCUUCGGAUUGCAUGGAAUUCCUCAGCUGGCAGAGUGGGCAGAAAUAGAAAUUUCGGAUGGAAGUGAAGUGAAGCUAUUUCCUCGCCUCCAACAUUUGGAAAUCAAGUGGUGUAAACAAUUGAUGAGUGUUCCAAGUCAUGUCUCGUCAUGCCUUGAAUUUCUGUGGAUUGAUGGGAUCGGUGUGGAAUGUCUGCCAGCUGAUUGGUUAUUGAGUAACAGCGAGACUCUAUUGGAGUUGUAUAUAGAGGAGUGCCCGAAUUUGAGAGAAAUAUCAGAUAGGUGGGGAGAAGAAGAAUCAGAAGGAAGAAGCUUCACAAUCACAUCCCUCCCUAUAUUCCCUCGUCUAAAAGCUUUGCAAAUUUAUGAUGUUCCUAAGUUAAGUGUGGAGACUGUGGAUGCAAUGCGGCGCCUCCGAAUUGAUGGAUACAAAGACAUUAACCCGUGA
This is a messenger RNA of Salvia miltiorrhiza (redroot sage), 1995 nucleotides long. RefSeq names its product putative disease resistance RPP13-like protein 1. Lineage: Eukaryota; Viridiplantae; Streptophyta; Magnoliopsida; Lamiales; Lamiaceae. The coding region runs from base 1 to 1995 and encodes 664 amino acids. The transcript has a single exon. The record is from RefSeq and is a predicted model, not a curated record. Gene Ontology annotation, molecular function: ADP binding. Gene Ontology annotation, biological process: defense response to other organism.